GUUUUUGUUUUUGUUUUGCAGCUCAGUUUUCCUUUGGAGAACUGUCGGUCCAUGUUUUGAGUAGAACAGAUUGGACUCCUCCUGCCAAUUUCUACAUCAGUCAGGACUCUUUCAGCUGUAAUUAACAAACAUCCAAGUCAGACUGGCUUAAGCAAAACAAAACAUACAACAGAAAUAAAACACAUUAAACAAAAUCCACCCUGGAUAUAUUAACUUAAUGGAACAGGCCAGGGCGGGGGUUGCUGGACUCAGGUUCUGUUAUCUGGGUUCUGUUUCUCCCCACUUUACAGAAGGGACCAACUGAGGCUCAUGGAGACAGGGAUUUGGCCAACUACACAGAGCCAGUAAACGAGAUUGGCAGUACAGGCCCGCCAGGCCUUAAAGCAAAGAACUCUGCCUAAACUCGCUCAUUGGACGUAUCGCUCAGAAGGGAAAACAUUCACCUCCAAGUGGACGGAGCUACGGUACCAAAGAGGACGAGCCAGAUACCUAAAAGGUGGGGCUAGAGCUCCGGGGAUGGGGCCGGCGUCGGAGGGGCGGGGCGCGGCCAGCCGGCGUCUAGGUAACUGGCGCCUGCGCAGAGGCCCCGAAGCGGCGCCGGUGGCCGGGACUCCUGGGAGGCUUCUGCACAGCCUCGCCGGCGGAGCUCGCUCUUGCGCCGCAUCAGUCCCUUCGGUCCAGCCCGACGCGCGGCUCGGCCAUGAACCGAUGCGCGGAAGCGGCGGCAGUGGCGGCCACGGUGCCAGGCGCGGGCGUCGGAAACGCCGGGCUGCGGCCGCCCAUGGUGCCCCGCCAGGCGUCCUUCUUCCCGCCGCCGGUGCCCAACCCUUUCGUGCAGCAGACGCGGAUGGGCGCUGCCAGGCGCAUCCAGAAUUACUUUCUUGGAAUCAUUCUGCUUCCAAUUCGUGCCUUACUGCUUGCAUUAAUUUUACUGCUGGCAUGGCCAUUUGCUGCAAUUUCAACAGUGUGCUGUCCUGAAAAGCCGAACCACCCAAUAACUGGUUGGAGGAGGAAAAUUACUCACCCAGUUUUGAAGUUUCUGGGUCAGGCCAUAUUCUUUUCAAUGGGAUUUAUAGUUACUGUGAAAGGAAAGAUCGCAAGUCCUGUGGAAGCACCAAUUUUUGUUGUUGCCCCUCAUUCAACAUUCUUUGAUGGAAUUGCCUGUGUCACUGCUGGGUUACCUUCUAUGGUAUCUCGAUAUGAGAACGUGCAGGUCCCUCUGAUUGGCAGAAUAUUACGAGCUGUGCAACCAGUGCUUGUGUCCCGUGUAGAUCCGGAUUCUCGAAAAAACACAAUAAAUGAGAUAAUAAGGCGAGCAACAUCAGGAGGGGAAUGGCCCCAGAUACUAGUUUUUCCAGAAGGUACUUGUACUAAUCGUUCCUGUUUGAUUACUUUUAAACCAGGUGCCUUCAUUCCAGGAGUUCCAGUGCAGCCAGUCCUCCUCAGAUACCCAAACAAGCUGGAUACUGUGACUUGGACUUGGCAAGGAUAUACAUUCAUUCAGCUUUGUGUGCUUACUUGCUGCCAGCCAUUCACAAAGGUGGAAGUUGAGUUUAUGCCUGUUCAAGUACCAAAUGAUGAAGAAAAAAGUGAUCCUGUCCUCUUUGCUGGUAGAGUCCGGAAUUUAAUGGCAGAAGCUCUGGGAAUUCCAGUAACAGAUCACACCUAUGAAGACUGUAGAUUGAUGAUUUCAGCAGGGCAGCUAACAUUACCUAUGGAAGCUGGCUUGGUGGAAUUUACCAAAAUUAGCCGGAAAUUGAAGUUAGAUUGGGACGGUAUCCGCAAGCAUUUGGAUGAAUACGCAGCAAUUGCAAGUUCUUCAAAAGGCGGAAGAAUCGGAAUCGAGGAAUUUGCAGAGUAUUUAAAGUUACCUGUUUCAGACGUCUUGAGACAACUUUUUGCACUCUUUGACAGGAACCACGAUGGCAGUAUUGACUUCCGCGAGUAUGUGAUUGGCCUCGCAGUCUUGUGCAACCCUGCCAACACAGAGGAGAUCAUCCAGGUGGCAUUUAAGCUCUUUGAUGUUGAUGAGGACGGCUGCAUAACAGAGGAGGAGUUUUCCACCAUUCUGCAGGCUUCCCUUGGAGUGCCUGACCUUGAUGUUUCUGGUCUUUUCAAGGAAAUAGCCCAGGGGGAUUCUGUUUCCUAUGAGGAAUUUAGAGGUUUUGCCCUAAAGCAUCCGGAAUAUGCUAAGUUAUUUACAACCUACUUGGACCUUCAGGCGUGCCAUGUGUUCUCACUACCGAGGGAAGUCCAGGCCACUCCCUCCGUCGCCAGUAAUAAAGUCAGCCCUGAAAAUGACGAGAGCACCUCAGACAAAAAAGAUGACUGACAUUUCCCAAUCAGGAAAAUGCAGGGACCUUUACCUGUAAUUGUAAAGGCAUUUAUUAAUAGUAUUUUUAAUGUAAUUGUUGGGCAAUAAUGAUGUUUAAUGGAAAGCUUCUUUAUAAAAGUGAUAGAUUUUCUUAUGAAAAUGCUUUUAUUUACAUUUGUGUAUCAAGUAACAUUCCUUUUCUUCUAUGUUAUGCUAUAUUGAUUGGGUUACUGGUGAUAAAUAUGUUUUUAUGGAUUUUCCCAUUUAAUUUGCAUAUCCAAAUGAAUGAGAUGGUCUCACAUACUGAUAAGCAUUGAUCAACACUGUGAAGAGUUUAAAAAGUAUCCAUACUUUUUAAUCUACUUCUCUCUAAAGAAAUAAAGUAAUAUUCUAUUGCCUUUCAUCCUUCCCAUUCUGGAAAUAGGAAUGAAGAGUCCAAGGAACAUUGCAGAAUCUUAUACCUUUAACUUCACAGAUUUAUUUUUUUCCACUUCCUCUUCAGUUUCUCGGCUCACUGAAUGGGUGGAUUGGAAGGGAGAGGUCCAAACUCAUACCCUCUUUAGUAUGCCUCUUGACUGCAGAUUUCCUUAACCACCUUCUAAGGAAAUCAUGUGAUUUUGCAGGACCUACAGAUUUAGAACAUUUUCUUAAAGACAAGGCCCAUGGCCAAAGGCUGUGGGAAUUGCCUUUAUUGUAAGUGACAUUGAUUACCUAAGGAGAAAAUGAACGGUUGCCAGAGUUUAGUUUGAGUUGAAUAGUUCAGAAUGCAGUACCUGCCUAAUAAAUGAUUCAGAUUUGCUCCAUUUAUAUAUUAGAAUUAAUAUAUUUUAUCAUCCAAGUGAGAAUUUCAUUUUAAUAAGUGUCCUCAUAUUUCAGAGCUUGUCUGAAAUAUCUAUAGGGAAAACUCAAAACGUUCCAAAGUAUCACGAAAAGCUAGGAAACCCAAAACCCUACUUAAGAGGAGACCACAGUUUAACCCCCAGACAGGAUCUAAGAGUGGUAUCUUUCCUUUAGGUUAAGCAGUAAUUUCCCUCAAAUGCCAUUGUUAUUGUAUGUCAUACAGAUGCAUAUUGUUAAUAUCACUUAAUGUUUGAAAUCUUGAACAAAGAGCCAAUUUAUUAAUGUAAUGUAUAAAAAGAGUUGGUUCGUUUCUGCAUUCAGUCUCUGAAAUCAAACUCUUUGUCUUGGCUAUGUUUCUGAUUGGUGAGUCAUCCCCAGACUAAUUUUUUAAAGCCAUUUUUGAAGUUGAGAAGUCCCAUAAGAGGCAUUGGAAUUUAUAUUUAAUUAAGAGUCAUGAUUUCAAACUAGUUUUACAUAUUAAGCAGUUAAUGUUCCAUUUAAUGACUAAAUAUGUGUUUAAAUAAUUGCUUACUAAAAAGUUUCAUUCUUGAGUACCUAUAAUUGUUUGCUUUUUUAUAUGUCUUAAAGCUAUUUAGACAAAGCAUUGAAUGAGAUGAAAACAAUUGCUUAAGUAAUUAGGAUAGUACAGAUUUACAAGUGUCUAUCAUAUGAAAUUGAAUGUAUGUAAUACCCAGGUGUCAUGAUUGUUCUUUAUCCUAGAAAAGCCAUGUUAAUCCUAUUAAUCAUGAAAAAUUAGCAUUGUAAAUUAAAAGCUUUUUGUGAGGCUCUUGAAAGUGAUCCCAUUUUUUUCCUGCUUGAAAAUAAUAUUUUAUGCUCUUUAAGUCAUCUUCUGCCAAUGUAAUAUUCCUAUUUUAUUAUGUUACUGAAUAGAAAAACUUGCUACAUAAAAUUCUAGGCAAUUAAAUAAUUCUGGUUUUGCAA
This is a messenger RNA of Manis pentadactyla (Chinese pangolin), 4096 nucleotides long. It is a transcript of the gene LPCAT2, whose product is annotated as lysophosphatidylcholine acyltransferase 2. The record is from RefSeq and is a predicted model, not a curated record. Gene Ontology annotation, molecular function: calcium ion binding; 1-acylglycerophosphocholine O-acyltransferase activity. Lineage: Eukaryota; Metazoa; Chordata; Mammalia; Pholidota; Manidae. The coding region runs from base 701 to 2332 and encodes 543 amino acids. The transcript is spliced from 14 exons. Gene Ontology annotation, cellular component: endoplasmic reticulum.